Molecule: messenger RNA, 2123 nt
Organism: Carassius carassius (crucian carp)
Lineage: Eukaryota; Metazoa; Chordata; Actinopteri; Cypriniformes; Cyprinidae
Product: zinc finger protein 664-like
Exons: 3
Coding region: 83-1417 (444 amino acids)
Biological process (GO): regulation of transcription by RNA polymerase II
Molecular function (GO): RNA polymerase II cis-regulatory region sequence-specific DNA binding; DNA-binding transcription factor activity
Source: RefSeq, a predicted model, not a curated record
UCCUCACGAUCGUGACUAAGUUUUGAAUCAAGCAGGAAUAUCUGGAGAAGUAUCAUCUGAACUGAGAUCUGCUGCUGUGAAGAUGGAGUUUAUUAAAGAAGAGAGUGAAGAGAACACGAGUGAACCAGAAACCGGGAGAAUAAAACACGAGGAACCAGAAACCUGGAGAAUAAAACACGAGGAACCAGAAACCUGGAGAAUAAAACACGAGGAACCAGAAACCUGGAGAAUAAAACACGAGGAACCAGAAACCUGGAGAAUAAAACACGAGGAACAAGGAGAAUUAAUUGAAGAAAAAGAGGAGAAUGAAGAAUCAAAUGAAGUUGAGGAGAAAAAUCAUGUCAAAACUGGAGGAAAACCAAUGAGUUGCACUCAAACCAAACAGAAAGAUUUAAAGAAAAAAAGAGUCAAGAAAUCUUUCACCUGCACUCAGUGUGGAAAGAUAUUCACACACAAAACAGGUUUUGAGCGUCACAUGAGAAUUCAUACUGAAGAGAAACCAUUCUCUUGUGAUCAGUGCAGGAAGCGUUUCAAACAAUCCGCAAACCUGAAGAUACACAUGAACAUCCACACUGGAGAGAAGCAGCACACAUGUGAUAAAUGCGGUAAAGUGUUUUUAUGGGCUUCACUUCUGAAGAAACACUUAAAAGUUCAUGCAGAGGAGAAGCCACAUCCAUGUCAUUUGUGUGGUAAAAGGUUUUUGCAUCCACAAAGUUUGAAAGUACAUAAGAAAAUACAUACUGGUGUGAGAGAGUACAUGUGCUUAGAGUGUGAAAAGACUUUUAGUUCAGUGAGCAGUUUAAAACAGCACCAGAGGAUCCACACUGGAGAGAAACCUUACAAGUGUGCACACUGUGACAAGAGAUUCAGUCAGUCAUCAACUCUGAAAACACAUGAGAGGAUCCACACCGGAGGGAAACCUAAUAAGUGUUCACACUGUGACAAGAGAUUUAGUGAAUUAUCACAUCUGAAAAAACAUGAGAGGAUCCACACUGGAGAGAAACCUUACAAGUGUUCAGACUGUGACAAGAGAUUUAGUCAGUCAUCAAAUCUGAAAACACAUGAGAGGAUCCACACUGGCGAGAAUUCUUAUAAGUGUUCACACUGUGACAAGAGAUUCAGUGAUUCAUCAACUCUGAAAAAACACGAGAGGAUUCACACUGGAGAGAAACCAUAUAAGUGUUCACACUGUGACAAGAGAUUCAGUCAGUCAUCAAGUCUGAAAACACAUGAGAGGAUCCACACUGGAGAGAAACCUUAUAAGUGUUCACAAUGUGACAAGAGAUUCAGUGAUUCAUCAAAUCUGAAAAAACACGAGAGGAUUCACACUGGAGAGAAACCGUAUCACUGCACUGUACGUGGGAAGCAUUUAAUUCAUUCAUUUGUUAUACACAGUCAUAUAAAACAAUCACAGUAAGGCCCCGUACAAAUGGAGACACGUUUAGCUGUAUAUGUACAUUUUUCCUGUGGUAUAUGUGUUUUGUCCAGACAAAUCUGGUGUUUUGGGAGAGUGAAAUCCCUAUUUCUUGAAACCGGGUCCCAGAGUGGAUAAAUCUGAAAAUGACACCUUUGCAUUUUCAUGUGUACAGCCAAUCCGUAUAUUUAGUGAAACAAUGAUGUCAUCACCCCACGUCUCGACCCUAGUCAGACACCACUACGUCAUGUAACACAAACAACAACAACAAUGGAGGACUACAUGUUUGUGUUCAUGCUGCAGAAGAGCAAAGAGAAUAGAUGAGUGUCACAAAGAGAAUAGAUGAGUGUCAGUGAAAAUGUUCUUUGAUAAUGUAAAUGUUCUCUGCUCUGUUUCUGUACAGUGAAAGUGAUAUGAUUAGCAGGGGCGGGUUUAGUGAUUUGGGGGCCCCAAGCAAAAUACAGGAAUUGGGCCCUAUACACUAAACAAUUGUCUACACAAUCCAAGGUUGAUAAAAUUAUAAACUUUAAAAUAAAUUUAUUUUAUUUAUUUUAAUUACAAAUUUAAACUGAACUGAAGGAAAUUAUACAUUUAGAUGCUUGAGGAUUAUUUCAAGCAAACAUGAAGUGUGCUUGUGUGGAAAGUAACUGCAUGAGUCCUUCACAGAAAUGAGUGAGUACCAUUUAAAACAAUAAACAUAUAUUACACA